Messenger RNA from Aspergillus pseudotamarii, 198 nucleotides. RefSeq lists its product as uncharacterized. NCBI's taxonomy places the organism in Eukaryota, Fungi, Ascomycota, Eurotiomycetes, Eurotiales, Aspergillaceae. The coding region runs from base 1 to 198 and encodes 65 amino acids. The transcript is spliced from 3 exons. The record is from RefSeq and is a predicted model, not a curated record.
AUGGCCUGCUGGCGAUUGUGUGCUGCUUGCUUUGAAUUGGAUAGGACUCGGUCCCUUGAUUUGCUCGACACUCUUCAUGACUCGUUGAUCACUCACCAGCCCAGAUCUGAGCUGCCUCACCUCUCCCUGAGCAUUAUGCCUGGCACCGUGGGCAGGCCCAGCUGGCUAAAAACAAACUUCGCCCGCACCGCAGGCUAA